Desarmillaria tabescens is the source of this 1147-nucleotide messenger RNA. RefSeq lists its product as uncharacterized. Bases 220 to 915 code for a protein of 231 amino acids. The record is from RefSeq and is a predicted model, not a curated record. The transcript has 17 exons. Lineage: Eukaryota; Fungi; Basidiomycota; Agaricomycetes; Agaricales; Physalacriaceae.
CAGGAUGGCCUAUAUAAAACUACAUAUUGACACGAUCCACAAGAUAUUCGAUACACUUCAUGUCGCCUUGAGCACCCAUGCCCUCUAUUUCUAUCUCGUCCAAUCGUUUGGAAACUAUCUAGCCCUGUUCACAAUCGUUUGGUAUGUUAAACAAGGCUUCGGGGGCUAUCGAGUUCUGACCUCACUUUCAGGAGCUUUCCGUUGCAGCUAUUGUUCAAUAUGUUGAUCGUCACUGGCGUUCAAGCAUUAUAUGCAGUUAGGAUAUUGAAAUUCGGACGGCAUUUUCACGUAGUCAUGCCAUGGUUCAUUUUCCUUGCUGUCGCAGCAACGUUUGGCACAGGACUCUAUGUGAUUUACGAUGCAUACACUCUCAAAAGCUUUAUGGAUGUUUCGACUAUCAGGGCAUCCAUAUACACGGACUUCUCCACUAUCGCUGGGGCAGACUUCGUCAUUGCAGGGGCAAUGUGUUAUUACCUGCACAAAAGCCGGUCGAUGACUAGCUUCUCCAGUACUACCCAGACACUUAUAAGACUAAUGCGGCUUGUAGUGGUAUCUGGGCUGGCGACGAGCGCGUGCUCACUACUUACUCUCGUGUCGUACAUCGCCUGGCCGGAUACUCUCAUUUUCGUCGCAAUCGACUUCAUUUUGCCGAAGCUCUACAUAAAUUCUCUCCUUGCCAUGCUCAACUCGUGCCAGACGUCGAUGUGGUCCGCCGGAAAGGGACAUCACGUUCAAGACCAAAAGAUCAUCAGAUUUUCUCCCCCUGAAAGCGGAGAUAAUUCAAGACAGACGAAUAUCACUAUACCUGGCCUGUCUGUGACCGAAGCAGAUACGGUACAGACAAAUAUCACUCUACCUCUCCCCGUAACAGAAGGAAGUUUUUCGAGUGGCAUCGGUGAUAUGACAUUUGCAUAAUACAGAUCCCCCACACGGUUCCAUUAUUCCCUUUACAAUCUCAAAACAGCUACAUAUUAGUGGGGUGGAUAGCAUGCUUUACUUACAAUAUAAUGCAUUCAUUGAUCGCAAAAAUGAAAUACAUCUAAAAUACAAGGCCUGCGACCGUUUACAGUCACUCGUUCCCAUCGACAUCGAUGAACUAGCAUCCAGCGAUACCAUAUUUUUCCUAGAAAGGGUGAAUCAGCAUGGU